Molecule: messenger RNA, 3176 nt
Organism: Neurospora tetraspora
Lineage: Eukaryota; Fungi; Ascomycota; Sordariomycetes; Sordariales; Sordariaceae
Exons: 2
Coding region: 187-2835 (882 amino acids)
Molecular function (GO): zinc ion binding
Source: RefSeq, a predicted model, not a curated record
GUGUUUGCCUUCUUAUUUGCUUUCUUCCUUUUCCGCCCAUUCCGUAUUCGCCACCGCGCUCGCCCUUGCUCCGUCUCUCAACAUCGUCCGCCAAUUCCAGUCCUCCCUACCGCCGCUAUACGUAUACGUUCGACGAAGCCGAUCCUAGGGAAGAAAACGAGGUCUGCGCCGACCGCAUGAUCUGCUAUGGCUACCUUGGUCUCCGAUUUGCUUCGAGGAGCACAAAGACAAGUUCGACGAUUCUCCUCAGGGUUCGCCGCUGAAGAGCCCGAUAUACCCACGCCAUCUUCCACUUCGCAACACCAGAGAACAAGAUCCGAUGGGGCGGCGCUUCCCGAGUCUGUGUUUGAGGACGAAGAGGAGAACUAUAGAAGGAGUCUGGAUGGGAAUAUUGGUAGACCCAUAGCCCCGCCGGUGGCUGUCGCAACCACAACCACACCAACCAACGCCGCAUCAAGUUCGCAUUCGAGGUUGGGGGAAGCCGCCCAUGUCGCAUCUGCCACUCCAGAAGUAGGGCAUCUUGGACAAGUCCUAGUUCCGCCAACACCCGCAGCGGCAUACGACUCGACGCCGCCGGCGCGACCGUCGUUAACUUCACCCAUCUCUGCGCCGGCGCCAGAAUGGACUGCGCAAGCAGCCCAACAGGGCCUUCUCGGGCUUCCCCGUAUCCCCUCCCAUAUGGACUCCGACGCUCGAUCCCAGACCGGGGAGUUACCAGAAGAUGACGGCAAGAGCGCAUUGAGGAAGAGGAUACAGGCGAUUCAGAACCAGGCCGACAUCUCGCAGGCCCUCAAGGCGCAGCUGAUACAUCAGGUCAUGACAGAGGAGUAUUAUCAACAGUCUCCACAUGUGCAUGACGGUACUAUGGGCAUGCGCCCAGAAUCGCCCAGCGGUCGGAGCGUGCGUAGUGUGCACAGCGUCAAGAGCGCCCGCAGCGCGCAGAGCUAUGGCCGCGAGCAAUCAUCGAACCGGGAUCGUGAUUCGUUUGGCCCGUUGCAAACGGCUUUCAAGUUUCUCGCGGGCGAAGGCGGAUUUGGUGACGAGGAUGCCCUGAACAUCCACGUUACAGAGGAGGAUCUGAAGCCGACCCAUGUUCCCAAAACCGCCCCGAAACGCGACGAAUAUGGGGUGCGAGAACUCGAUGUCAAUCUCGCAUACGCGAUCGCGCAGGGAAUACAACCCGAGGAAGAAACAGAGGAUCUGGACGAGAACGGUCAGCCCGUUCUCAGGCUCGGUUGCAAACACUACCGGCGCAAUGUGAAGCUGCAAUGCGCUGCCUGUGAUCGGUGGUAUACGUGCCGGCUCUGUCACGAUGAGGUGGAAGAUCACACUCUGCCGCGGCGGGAGACACGCCACAUGCUGUGCAUGUUGUGCGGUCGCGCCCAAAAGGCCUCGCAUACUUGCGUUGGCUGUAACCAGUCGGCGGCCUCUUACUAUUGUAAUAUUUGCAAACUGUGGAACGACGAUCGGAACAAACCUAUCUAUCACUGUAACGAUUGUGGGCUCUGCCGAGUUGGGCUGGGCCUGGGCAAAGAUUUCUUCCAUUGCAAGAAAUGCUCAGCAUGCGUCUCCACGCGCGACGAGCACCGAUGUAUCGAACGGUCAACCGACUGCGACUGUCCCAUCUGCGGCGACUACCUGUUCAACUCUCCGCGACCGGUUGCAAUCAUGAAAUGUGGCCAUACCAUCCAUAAACAUUGUUUCAGCGCGUACCGGGAAACAUCGUACAAGUGUCCAGUCUGCAACAAGAGCUGCGUCAACAUGGAGAUCCAGUUUCGUAACCUCGACAUCGCCAUCGCCACCCAGCCCAUGCCCGACGAGUACCAGGACGCCCGGGCCGUCAUCUCGUGCAACGACUGCAGUGCAAAAAGCCAGACAAGGUACCACUGGUUGGGACUGAAGUGUUCAGUCUGUCACUCGUAUAACACGGUCGAGCAUAAGCUGCUCCAUAUGCCUGGCGUUAACGACGACGAGGAUGAGGAGGAACCAAGGGCUGCCACUGGGUCGAGUGAUGCCAACGAAGGAGCGCAGGGUGUGAGCGAUCUGCCAGUUGCCCUUGACAGCGCGGCAACAGCCGGCGGUAGACGACUAUCAGCUGCUCGAGGACUGGAUCCUCAAUGCGCCGACAUAAACAGACAACAAAACAGAAGUAUUUUCCACUCCGACCCCAUCUCACCACCACGGCGCUCAGCCCUAGCAGGCCUCUUCGCCAACCUAAACCGACAAUCUCCAUCCUCUUCCUCCGCCGACCAACCCCAAACAUCCACUUCCGCCAACCUCCCCAUGACCCCUUCACCAUCGACCUACCUCCCCCGCCCCUCCUCCUUCGCUCCUCCCUCCCCCGCCGCCACAGCCGCCGCCGUCCUUGCUUCCGCCGCCGCUUUCGUUGGGUUCGGCGGUUACUCAGCAUCUGCUCCUUCUUCCGGCGCGGCCAAUACCACUACGAUCCCAGACCGCUCUAUCCCCGGGACAACGACAAGGACGACAAGAAGAAGAACAAGAGGCAGGUCAAUAAACGAAGCAGGAGCAGGAACAACAACAGGCGCAGAUUACAACUCGGACGACUACUACACCGAUGACGACCAGGAAAGUCGUUGGGGAGAGGACAUGGUGACUCUGGAAGACGUGCUGGGUUUCUUGGGGAGGCCACCGAGGAGGUUGAUUCCUGUUCCUGGGGAUGGGCACACCUCUAUUAGGGAUCUAAUAGAGGAGGAGGAUGAUGAGGAGGAAGAUGAGGACGAUGACAGUGAGGAAGAGAAUGAUGGUGACUAUGAUGAUCUUGAGGAAGACGGAGAGGACGGGGGGUUUGAAUUGGAUUUGAUUGGUCAUAGAUGAUCCCCUUGAUGAGCAAUGAAUGGAUGGUCAAUGGAAAAGGGGAGAAAAAGAAACCCUCAAGGCAGGGAAACAAACAGCAGGAAAAGCACGGACAGAAUAUCUCUUUAUCAUGAUAUACCUUACACAGCAUAUUUUUUUUCUGGGUUUCAAAGGUAUCUUUCUUGUUCGGGAUGUUGUACGACGGAACCAUUUAUUUGGGCAUGAGCAUGAAAGCAGGAGUUCGGUUCGAGACUAUUCUAGAUGUUCAGGAGAAAAAAAAAGAAAAGAAUACUUGUGCUGUGGAGAAUCGUUGCGAUCCAUGGAAGGCGUACAUGGCUUAGUUUUCUCCUUUUUGAAUAUAA